Messenger RNA from Gaeumannomyces tritici R3-111a-1, 1398 nucleotides. RefSeq lists its product as hypothetical. The record is from RefSeq and is a predicted model, not a curated record. The transcript is spliced from 5 exons. Lineage: Eukaryota; Fungi; Ascomycota; Sordariomycetes; Magnaporthales; Magnaporthaceae. Bases 242 to 1222 code for a protein of 326 amino acids.
GCCAAGCCGGAGACGCGAUUAUACACCCUUCAUUGGCUAAUUUUGAGAAAACGCACUACUUAACCGUAGGUUUCUUUCAAACUAUCACUCUCCAAAGUAGUAUAAAUCCCAGGGUGUAUUUGAACGAUCCUGUUGUUUCUCUUUUGUCCUGCCUCCUACAAGCCACCUUGGUAUCUACAACCAAGACCUAUCCUCUCACAGCAUCCACCAACCACACCUCACGACGCGCCCAGCAUACAGGAUGGCAACACUAUGUGACAAGAUUCGGAUGGUUUUCCCACCCAAGCCCGUCCUCACGGAAUCCAAUCUGCCAGACCAGGAGGGAAAGGUUUUCAUCGUCACUGGGAGCUCAGGAGGUAUUGGCAAGGCAGUUGCGGCCAUGCUGUAUGGCAAAAACUCAGUGGUGUACAUGGCCGCCCGGUCCAAGGCCAAAUGCGAGGCCGCCAUCGACGAGAUCCGUCGCAAGUACCCGAGUUCCACCGGACGCCUCGAGUUCUUGCAUCUGGACCUUGCAGACCUGUCCACCAUUAAGGCCUCGGCGGAGACAUUUCUUGCCAGAGAGUCCCGCCUCGACGUCCUGUGGAACAACGCGGGCGUCAUGGCGUCGCCAGCGGGAUCCAAGACCGUGCAGGGGUAUGACUUGCAGCUGGGGACCAACAACCUGGGGCCGUUCCUCUUCACCAAACUGCUAUACCCGCUGCUCGUAUCCACGGUGGCGGCGGCGGUGGCCGGUAGUGAGCAUGCCAGCAGCACUCGCGUGGUCUGGGUCUCGUCCAACGGCGCGCAGUCGGCGCCUACCCCACCUGUGGAUUUCGGCAACAUUGAUUACAGCAUCCGUGACGAGACACCCUUCAACAAGUACUUUAGGAGCAAAGCGGGGAAUAUUUUCCACGCCCGGGAGCUGGCGAGGCGAAGCAAGGAAGCCAGUGAUGGGGUCAUCAGCGUGGUCAUGGAGCCCGGGCUGAUAAAGCCCGACAUUGGCCGAAACGUAUCGACAGCCAUACACGUCAUUUCUGCACCAUUUCAGGGGUCAGUCGAGGAUGGUGCUAGCACGGAGCUCUUUGCAGGGCUGCAUGAGAGCAUCACGGAGGAGCAUAAUGGCGCAUGGGUCGCUUCGUACGGCCGCAUCAACACCGACAACUUGCGGCCGGAUCUGCUGGAUGAUGACAGUGCCAAGCGAUUUUGGGAAUGGUGCGAAGAGCAAGUCAAGCCAUACGUGUGAUAUUUACAUGGAGGGAUGCUCGGGAUGUGGUAGACAAGAUACCGAGAUCUUGUCCGGCAAAUGAGGUUUUGAUGGUUUUUUGUUAGGGCAUCCAAAGAUCAGGAAGCAACCCACAGACAGUCAACGGCCUCGAAUGGCCGCACUUAUAGAAUCUCUUCUCCGCGAAUCCCACGCCA